GCCGCUGGUCGCCAUGAGCCGGUUCGGGGGUCGGUUACGCGAGUACCCUGCCGUGUCCAUCGACCGCUUCGACCGCCACAACCUGCGCGCCCGCGCCUACUUCCUCUCGCACUGCCACAAGGAUCACAUGAAGGGGCUGCGGGCGCCCGCCCUGAAGAGGAGGCUGGAGGGCAGUUUGAAAGUGAAAUUGUACUGCUCACCAGUAACUAAGGAAUUGCUGUUGACUAACUGGAAGUACAAAUUUUGGGAGAAUCACAUUGUUGCACUAGAAGUUGAAACUCCAACUCAGAUUUCUUUAGCAGAUGAAACAUCCCGUGAGAAAGAAGAUAUAGAGGUGACACUUCUACCAGCUGGUCACUGUCCAGGAUCAGUCAUGUUUUUGUUUGAAGGUGAAAAUGGCACUGUGCUCUAUACGGGGGAUUUCAGGCUUGCAAAAGGUGAAGCAGCCAGAAUGGAGCUUUUGCAUUCAGGGUCCAGAGUAAAAGACAUCCAGAGUGUGUAUUUGGACACCACUUUUUGUGAUCCCAAAUUUUAUCAUAUACCAAGCAGGGAGGAAUGUUUAAAGGGGAUCUUGGAGCUGGUGCGAAGCUGGACCUCACUGUCUCGCUAUCACGUUGUGUGGCUGAACUGCAAAGCUGCUUAUGGAUAUGAAUAUUUAUUCAUAAACCUCAGUGAGGAGCUUGGAAUUAAGGUGCACGUGAACAAACUCGGUAUGUUCAGAAACAUGCCAGAAAUCCUCUACCAUGUCACUACAGAUCGGCACACUCAAAUUCAUGCCUGUCGACAUCCUCGGGAUGACGACUGCGUUCGAGGGAACAGGCUGCCCUGUGGGAUAACUUGCCAAAAUGGAACUCCCUUGCAUGUAAUCACUAUCAAGCCCUCCACAAUGUGGUUUGGGGAAAGGAUCAAGAAGACCAGUGUAAUAGUGAGGACUGGAGAGAGUACAUACAGAGCUUGUUUCUCUUUCCACUCAUCAUACAGUGAGAUUAAGGAUUUCCUGAGCUAUAUCUGUCCUGUGAAUGUCUAUCCCAACGUACUGCCAGUGGGUGGGACAGAAGACACAGUGAUGGAAAUAUUGAAGCCCUUAUGCAGGUCAUACAGGAGAAACAUGGAACCCAGGUACAAACCCCUAGGAAUGCUGAAGAGAGUCCAUAACAGAGACUUAUCUGAUACAGAUGAAGAUGAUCUCUUUGAUUCAGAACUAACUCCUGCAAGGCCCAAAAUUCCAAAACAGGAGAGAGAAGUGAGCAGACCCUCCAGCAUAGUACAAUCUGAAAAUGCUGAAGUAAACACUGAGAGCACAGAAAGUUCCAAAGCAACAACUUACACCUUGCUCAAGGCAGACUUCAUGGACUGUGAAGAAUCAAAUGAUGAUGAUGAUGAAGACGAAGAAUUGGAAAAAAGUACAGUUCCAUUUCUUUCCCAUGAACCAGAUGCAACUUGCACGUCAAAUUUCAAUGGGGCAGCUAAUGACCAGCAGCAGUCUAAUGCCAGUGUUCCUCGCUGGGAUGCUUUUUUCAGGUGUAACAAACUAGAAGAAAGCUCUGAAAGUGAGGACAACUUCCCAUCUUCAGCAGAUGCUGGUGGUUCCCAGUCACUCUUCAGUGAUUCCGAUGGAGUAAGUGACUCAACACACAUCUCCUCCCAAAACUCUUCUCAGUCAACACACAUAUCAGAGCAGGGGAGCCAGGGCUGGGACAGCCAGAUGGACACGGUGCUCAUUACUUCCCAAGAGAGAAAUGCUUUGGACUUCGGCAAAGGUGGGAGAAGAACAGUUGCUUCUGUAUCUCAGGAGACUGUCAAAGACACUCAACCUGAUACCAGUAAGUGGAAGCCACUGGGUCAAAAUCACUCAUGUGCCUCUGAUGUUUUCUGUGACUCGAAGAACAAAGACUGUGAGAAAAACAAAGGAGCUGGCACAGCUGAUGAUGAUGUGUUAGAAAUAAGUGACAGCUCCAAGACUCCUGAUCUGGAACUGAGGAGAGACUCCCAGAGCUCCUCUGACUUCGAAAUUCCCUUAACUCCUGGUGCAGAGGCACCUCAGCCAGAUAAACUGCACUCCUUGUAUAAGCAGCUAGCAGCAGGUGAAAAUAUAAUGAAGAAAAAGCCUCCUGAAGAGAGGUGGAACUGAUUCUACCACAGAGAAAUACUGAAGCUGAUUAUUAACCUCCAACUUAAUUUUCUCUUUAGUGCUGAUUACUAUCUGCAGCUGUGCUAAUGAACACAGUUUCUUUUCAGAAAUAUCUUCCUGUCAGAACUAGGAAUUUGCAGCCUGUGCAGCCUUAUUGUUCCUUCUGUGAAAUACUGACAAGGAAGUAUUUCUAGGCAGGAACUGUAAAAACCUUCUAUCUCCCAAGGUUCAGUUCUCCAGGACUGUAAGUAGACAAAAACUAAGGACAGGACACUAAAUGAAAUUUAGUGUUUCUCUUUUUUUAUCAUGAGCUCUAAGAGUUUGCUUUUAUAAAUACAUGAUCUCAGGCUUGAAUAAAAUACCACAGCUUUAACUGUGGGGAGGAAUAGCAUACCAUCCAGGAACAACUAUGCAAACAAUGCAACACUUACACUUCUGAUUUUUCACUGCAGUUAUUGUUAAAAACGACUGCAGAACAGAUCAGAAAAUUUUAAUAAUGCUUUUUUAAAUCAAAUUAUUCUUUUCAAGGAGUCUCUCUUUACACUACGUGUAGCCACCUAAUUUUAACUCCUGAAUGAGGUGCUAUGCACCACUGUCUAUGCUUUAAAUCUAUCUUGUUGCAAACAGCUUGUCAGCAGCUCUUCUGUGUUUUGGUCUGUUCUGAAUUGGUUUUCAGAACAACUUAAAAUCCUGUGGCAUGUGGCUUCAGAGCCACCACCAAGUCUACUCUGGAUGCAGGCUUGUAGCAAACAGAAGCUAACUUUGUUAUCCUGGGCAGGUUGUUUUAUUACUCUCUAAGAGCAACAAAUGUCACUUCCUCUGCCACAUUCUGGUGACUUAGUGAAUUCAGACAUGCUUAGGUAUCCUAAGAUAACAGAAUCUCCAUCUAUGUGUGCCAUCAUAACUAACUCUUUGCCAAAAUUCUUAGCUUCUAAAAUGGAAAUUUACCAAACUCUGACCUAAAACUGCAGUGCCUCAGCAGCAGUCAUUAAAAAUUUGUGAGGCUUCCUCUGCAUAUGGUCUUAAGUCUCAAAGACUUAAGCAGACCUUUGGUGUGACUGAAUGUGCAUUCAGUCUUUCUGCCACCUUUAGCAACCUGUGGUGUUAAACCAGCCAACUUUGGAAACAGCAGCAAGAGGGGAAAAAAAAAGACAUAUUGCUGUCAUCUCUGUGUGGUUUUAAGGAUACUCAAAUCCAUGUAUUUCUCCACUGUCACCUAGCAUUUGUUACAUCACAUUUGAAAGCUGCUGUCAGCUUUGGGUUUUUUUUUCAGCAAGGCUGACACUGUUGUAACUACCUCUGUGAAUAAAGUCCUAGAGAGCAGAA
Pogoniulus pusillus (Red-fronted tinkerbird) is the source of this 3457-nucleotide messenger RNA. RefSeq names its product DNA cross-link repair 1C (gene DCLRE1C). Gene Ontology annotation, molecular function: damaged DNA binding; 5'-3' DNA exonuclease activity. The transcript has 14 exons. The record is from RefSeq and is a predicted model, not a curated record. Gene Ontology annotation, biological process: double-strand break repair via nonhomologous end joining; interstrand cross-link repair; telomere maintenance. The coding region runs from base 14 to 2131 and encodes 705 amino acids. Lineage: Eukaryota; Metazoa; Chordata; Aves; Piciformes; Lybiidae.